GCCAGGUUCAUGCGGUGAAAUGGACAUGGACGAUGGUUCUUUGGCAGCAUCUUCACGAGGCAGUCCCCAGUCGCCCUUAUCACUAAACAUGGCAUCGCUCCCGGGGGUGCCGCGUCACAACAGCCAUCCGUCGACAUCGUCGCAGAAUGCUGCAUCCAACGACGACACCACGUCGCAGGUCCUCAAGGACGUCCGUGGAUUCUACCAAGUGACGAACGAAGACGACUUGCUGCAAUGCAUGGAAGGACUGAAUGCGCUGUUCAAUCGUGCUGUGGAAUUUGAGUCGCCCAUCAAACAACUCAAGCAGAGCCAGCCAUCAUCCCCUGCCGCGCGUCGGCCCAAGACAGCAGCAGCAGCAGGGGCGUUGACCCCACGCAGUGCCAAGCAGAAGGAAUACGAAGACCAAGCCAUUGAGAUACUGAAUGGCCCACCAAGGCAGUUGGAGGACCUGCUUCAGACAUCUGCCAUCCAAGCAGCCAUGAACGCCACAGGGAUCGUCUACGAUGAGCUACAGCCCAAGACGCGAGAUGACUUUACAAAGGAGAAGCACAGAGCUUGGUCCGUGCCUGAAGACGUCGCAUCGUUACGAUUCAAGCAUUAUGACAAAACUCGCAAACACAAUCUGGCGUUGUUGCUGCAAGUUGCAGCCGAAGAACGACCGCAAGUCGACGACCCCAACACGGAAACCGACCACUGCAAGUACUCCAAGGAACUAGCUCACGAACACAAACUUCUCCAAGAAAUGAUCAAAGGGCGGCUCAAGUACGAAAAGAUUCUGGAGAAAGAAGCGGCCAAACUGGCAAGGAAACGAGCGCAGUACUUGGUCUUGGAUCAUGGCGUGCCGUUGCGGCGGCCGGGUGAGUCGGACGCAGUGCACGUUCGGCAGCAAAUGAACGCUGAAAAGGCGGACCAAAACCGAGCCAAAAUGGAACGUGUGCAGCACCAGCGCGAGCUGCUCGAACAGACAAGGCAACAAAAUGCCGACGCAAGGCGGCGAUUUGAAAAGUCUAAACAGGAAAGCUUGACGCGAGAAAAGGCCCAAGUUACAAGGGAAAAGCGGUCGCGGGAGGAAGACCGGCAGAAGAAGCGGCAGCAGGUCCUGCACGAGGCCAAAGCCUCGGACCUGCAACGUCGCGUGGGGAUCCAGUCGACGCUGGAUGACAAGGCAAAAUAUAUUUCAGCAUCGAAUACAUAUAUUAUUUUAUAUAUAUUAUGGAUAUUUUCAUACCAGGAACAAGCAUUGCGGGACAAGAAGGUGGCUAUGCUACGGCACCAGUUGCUGCAAAAAGAAACCAAGCGCCUCGUGAGUCAAGAACGAGAAGCGAAUGUCGCACACAUGAAGAACGUCCAGGCGUUUCAAAAGCAGCUGGCGGCGCGCAAAAUCCAAGCCAACUACCGCCGCAUCGACAACCUCAAGGAGGUGAAGCAAGCGAUUGUCGACGAGCGCAACCGCAUCCACAAACUCGCGGGCAUUCGAUACAGCCAUUGCAAGGACCUGAGCGAUGAAAUUCGGCUUACUCCGGGACCCGGCGAGUACAAUCCGCCGCCGUUGACCAAACGGGCGACUGGCGGUAUGUGGAGCCCGCUGCCGAAAGGACCGACGAACCAGCUCCAUGCCACUCCGGGACCGGGGGCGUAUGACCACUCGCGUGACCAGGCCACGUCAGGGACGACGUUUGCCAAGAGCCGACUUCUGAAUUCGCUGCAGUCGCAGCUGGGCCCGUACGUUCCUCGGAUGAUAGUACUACUAUUAGUACUACUAACUUCUAUAUCUCUCCAGGGGGCCAGGGCAGUACAUAAGUGCCGUGAAAUGCUCGACAUUCAACCCGCACAAAGGUCCGCUGUUUCCGAGUUCGAACGUCGCGUCGCCGUUUGAGAUGGCCUUGCGCCGCGCCGCCGACCUCCCGGCACCGUGCGACUACUCGCCGAGCACGUUUCCGCGCGACAUGGCGGCGUCGACGGUCGAGUUUAAGCGCGCGCUGCACACCAUGACCACGUCAUACCUCCUCGCAAGCAAGUGCAAGACGGACAUCAUGAUCGACGCCGACAUCAACGCCCUGGAACAAUCGCCUGUAGAGGCCCAGGACGAGUAACAACUAAUAGUUAGUAGGAGUAGUUAGUACCCUUCCUCCACCAUACUAACGUAGAUGGCCAGUUUAUGG
Molecule: messenger RNA, 2162 nt
Organism: Aphanomyces astaci
Lineage: Eukaryota; Oomycota; Saprolegniomycetes; Saprolegniales; Verrucalvaceae
Exons: 12
Coding region: 20-1876 (618 amino acids)
Source: RefSeq, a predicted model, not a curated record